Eleginops maclovinus (Patagonian blennie) is the source of this 10141-nucleotide messenger RNA. RefSeq names its product mucin-2-like. Gene Ontology annotation, cellular component: extracellular matrix. The record is from RefSeq and is a predicted model, not a curated record. Bases 1 to 9639 code for a protein of 3212 amino acids. Lineage: Eukaryota; Metazoa; Chordata; Actinopteri; Perciformes; Eleginopidae. Gene Ontology annotation, molecular function: protein binding. The transcript is spliced from 13 exons.
AUGGAGUCUACCACAACAAUCAAUGACUGCUAUGAUUGUAAGUGGUCGGAUUGGAACAACAAUAAUUACCCUGACUUUUCCCAAGAUUCUGGAGAUUAUGAAAAAAUUGAAAAAAUUAAGGAUCUAGAUUUGAGUGUUUGCAGGAAACCUUUAGAAAUAGAAUGUAGAGCAAAAGAUCAUCCAGAUUUAACUUUGGACGAAGUAGAUCAAAAAGUAACAUGCACCCCAACAGAUGGACUAAAGUGUCAUAACAAAGAUCAAGGUGUAGUUCCCAAAUGUUAUGACUAUGAAAUACGAGUGAGGUGUUGUGUUUACAAGUGUAACAUUUCAACCACAAUUGAACCCUCAACAACACCCACAACCAUUGUCACAACCACUCUAACAGGAGAACCUACUACAACAAUCACAGGAAAGCCCAGCACUACCACUGUUACAUUCACAGAGAAACCAACCACCACAACAAUCAUCACAAAAACACCCAGCACAAUAACAGCAAUACUGACCGCAACAUCGGUAAUCACUGAAAAACCCACCACAACCACUACAGUCACUGAUAAACCCACCACAACCAGUACAGUCACUGAAAAACCCACCACAACCACUACAGUCACUGAAAAGCCCAGCACUACUGUUGUCACAUUUUCAGAGACACCAACCAUCAUCACAAAAUCCCCCACCCCGAUAACAGAACUGACCACAACAAUCAUUGCCACAGAAAAGUCAAGCACUACAUUGUCCACAACAUUAAUGGAGUCUACCACAACAAUCAAUGACUGCUAUGAUUGUAAGUGGUCGGAUUGGAACAACAAUAAUUACCCUGACUUUUCCCAAGAUUCUGGAGAUUAUGAAAAAAUUGAAAAAAUUAAGGAUCUAGAUUUGAGUGUUUGCAGGAAACCUUUAGAAAUAGAAUGUAGAGCAAAAGAUCAUCCAGAUUUAACUUUGGACGAAGUAGAUCAAAAAGUAACAUGCACCCCAACAGAUGGACUAAAGUGUCAUAACAAAGAUCAAGGUGUAGUUCCCAAAUGUUAUGACUAUGAAAUACGAGUGAGGUGUUGUGUUUACAAGUGUAACAUUUCAACCACAAUUGAACCCUCAACAACACCAACAACCAUUGUCACAACCACUCUAACAGGAAAACCUACUACAACAAUCACAGGAAAGCCCAGCACUACUGCUGUUACAUUCACAGAGAAACCAACCACCACAACAAUCAUCACAAAAACACCCAGCACAAUAACAGCAAUACUGACCGCAACAUCGGUAAUCACUGAAAAACCCACCACAACCACUACAGUCACUGAUAAACCCACCACAACCAGUACAGUCACUGAAAAACCCACCACAACCAGUACAGUCACUGAAAAGCCCAGCACUACUGCUGUCACAUUUUCAGAGACACCAACCAUCAUCACAAAAUCCCCCACCCCGAUAACAGAACUGACCACAACAAUCAUUGCCACAGAAAAGUCAAGCACUACAUUGUCCACAACAUUAAUGGAGUCUACCACAACAAUCAAUGACUGCUAUGAUUGUAAGUGGUCGGAUUGGAACAACAAUAAUUACCCUGACUUUUCCCAAGAUUCUGGAGAUUAUGAAAAAAUUGAAAAAAUUAAGGAUCUAGAUUUGAGUGUUUGCAGGAAACCUUUAGAAAUAGAAUGUAGAGCAAAAGAUCAUCCAGAUUUAACUUUGGACGAAGUAGAUCAAAAAGUAACAUGCACCCCAACAGAUGGACUAAAGUGUCAUAACAAAGAUCAAGGUGUAGUUCCCAAAUGUUAUGACUAUGAAAUACGAGUGAGGUGUUGUGUUUACAAGUGUAACAUUUCAACCACAAUUGAACCCUCAACAACACCCACAACCAUUGUCACAACCACUCUAACAGGAGAACCUACUACAACAAUCACAGGAAAGCCCAGCACUACCACUGUUACAUUCACAGAGAAACCAACCACCACAACAAUCAUCACAAAAACACCCAGCACAAUAACAGCAAUACUGACCGCAACAUCGGUAAUCACUGAAAAACCCACCACAACCACUACAGUCACUGAUAAACCCACCACAACCAGUACAGUCACUGAAAAACCCACCACAACCACUACAGUCACUGAAAAGCCCAGCACUACUGUUGUCACAUUUUCAGAGACACCAACCAUCAUCACAAAAUCCCCCACCCCGAUAACAGAACUGACCACAACAAUCAUUGCCACAGAAAAGUCAAGCACUACAUUGUCCACAACAUUAAUGGAGUCUACCACAACAAUCAAUGACUGCUAUGAUUGUAAGUGGUCGGAUUGGAACAACAAUAAUUACCCUGACUUUUCCCAAGAUUCUGGAGAUUAUGAAAAAAUUGAAAAAAUUAAGGAUCUAGAUUUGAGUGUUUGCAGGAAACCUUUAGAAAUAGAAUGUAGAGCAAAAGAUCAUCCAGAUUUAACUUUGGACGAAGUAGAUCAAAAAGUAACAUGCACCCCAACAGAUGGACUAAAGUGUCAUAACAAAGAUCAAGGUGUAGUUCCCAAAUGUUAUGACUAUGAAAUACGAGUGAGGUGUUGUGUUUACAAGUGUAACAUUUCAACCACAAUUGAACCCUCAACAACACCAACAACCAUUGUCACAACCACUCUAACAGGAAAACCUACUACAACAAUCACAGGAAAGCCCAGCACUACUGCUGUUACAUUCACAGAGAAACCAACCACCACAACAAUCAUCACAAAAACACCCAGCACAAUAACAGCAAUACUGACCGCAACAUCGGUAAUCACUGAAAAACCCACCACAACCACUACAGUCACUGAUAAACCCACCACAACCAGUACAGUCACUGAAAAACCCACCACAACCAGUACAAUCACUGAAAAACCCACCACAACCACUACAGUCACUGAAAACCCCACCACAACAGCCACAGAAAAGCCCAGCACAAAAGCUAGUACUGUCACCGAAAUUCCCACCACAAUUAUUAUAGUCACUGAAGAACACAAUACAACCUCUUCAGCAACAGCACCUAUUGUAAAGUUCACAAGUACAACAGCGACAGAAAUACCGACCACAACCACUACAGUCGCUGAAAAUCCCAGCACUACUGCUGUCACAUUUUCAGAGACACCAACCAUCAUCACAAAAUCCCCCACCCCGAUAACAGAACUGACCACAACAAUCAUUGCCACAGAAAAGUCAAGCACUACAUUGUCCACAACAUUAAUGGAGUCUACCACAACAAUCAAUGACUGCUAUGAUUGUAAGUGGUCGGAUUGGAACAACAAUAAUUACCCUGACUUUUCCCAAGAUUCUGGAGAUUAUGAAAAAAUUGAAAAAAUUAAGGAUCUAGAUUUGAGUGUUUGCAGGAAACCUUUAGAAAUAGAAUGUAGAGCAAAAGAUCAUCCAGAUUUAACUUUGGACGAAGUAGAUCAAAAAGUAACAUGCACCCCAACAGAUGGACUAAAGUGUCAUAACAAAGAUCAAGGUGUAGUUCCCAAAUGUUAUGACUAUGAAAUACGAGUGAGGUGUUGUGUUUACAAGUGUAACAUUUCAACCACAAUUGAACCCUCAACAACACCAACAACCAUUGUCACAACCACUCUAACAGGAAAACCUACUACAACAAUCACAGGAAAGCCCAGCACUACUGCUGUUACAUUCACAGAGAAACCAACCACCACAACAAUCAUCACAAAAACACCCAGCACAAUAACAGCAAUACUGACCGCAACAUCGGUAAUCACUGAAAAACCCACCACAACCACUACAGUCACUGAUAAACCCACCACAACCAGUACAGUCACUGAAAAACCCACCACAACCACUACAGUCACUGAAAAGCCCAGCACUACUGUUGUCACAUUUUCAGAGACACCAACCAUCAUCACAAAAUCCCCCACCCCGAUAACAGAACUGACCACAACAAUCAUUGCCACAGAAAAGUCAAGCACUACAUUGUCCACAACAUUAAUGGAGUCUACCACAACAAUCAAUGACUGCUAUGAUUGUAAGUGGUCGGAUUGGAACAACAAUAAUUACCCUGACUUUUCCCAAGAUUCUGGAGAUUAUGAAAAAAUUGAAAAAAUUAAGGAUCUAGAUUUGAGUGUUUGCAGGAAACCUUUAGAAAUAGAAUGUAGAGCAAAAGAUCAUCCAGAUUUAACUUUGGACGAAGUAGAUCAAAAAGUAACAUGCACCCCAACAGAUGGACUAAAGUGUCAUAACAAAGAUCAAGGUGUAGUUCCCAAAUGUUAUGACUAUGAAAUACGAGUGAGGUGUUGUGUUUACAAGUGUAACAUUUCAACCACAAUUGAACCCUCAACAACACCAACAACCAUUGUCACAACCACUCUAACAGGAAAACCUACUACAACAAUCACAGGAAAGCCCAGCACUACCACUGUUACAUUCACAGAGAAACCAACCACCACAACAAUCAUCACAAAAACACCCAGCACAAUAACAGCAAUACUGACCGCAACAUCUGUAAUCACUGAAAAACCCACCACAACCACUACAGUCACUGAUAAACCCACCACAACCAGUACAGUCACUGAAAAACCCACCACAACCACUACAGUCACUGAAAAGCCCAGCACUACUGUUGUCACAUUUUCAGAGACACCAACCAUCAUCACAAAAUCCCCCACCCCGAUAACAGAACUGACCACAACAAUCAUUGCCACAGAAAAGUCAAGCACUACAUUGUCCACAACAUUAAUGGAGUCUACCACAACAAUCAAUGACUGCUAUGAUUGUAAGUGGUCGGAUUGGAACAACAAUAAUUACCCUGACUUUUCCCAAGAUUCUGGAGAUUAUGAAAAAAUUGAAAAAAUUAAGGAUCUAGAUUUGAGUGUUUGCAGGAAACCUUUAGAAAUAGAAUGUAGAGCAAAAGAUCAUCCAGAUUUAACUUUGGACGAAGUAGAUCAAAAAGUAACAUGCACCCCAACAGAUGGACUAAAGUGUCAUAACAAAGAUCAAGGUGUAGUUCCCAAAUGUUAUGACUAUGAAAUACGAGUGAGGUGUUGUGUUUACAAGUGUAACAUUUCAACCACAAUUGAACCCUCAACAACACCCACAACCAUUGUCACAACCACUCUAACAGGAGAACCUACUACAACAAUCACAGGAAAGCCCAGCACUACCACUGUUACAUUCACAGAGAAACCAACCACCACAACAAUCAUCACAAAAACACCCAGCACAAUAACAGCAAUACUGACCGCAACAUCGGUAAUCACUGAAAAACCCACCACAACCACUACAGUCACUGAUAAACCCACCACAACCAGUACAGUCACUGAAAAACCCACCACAACCACUACAGUCACUGAAAAGCCCAGCACUACUGUUGUCACAUUUUCAGAGACACCAACCAUCAUCACAAAAUCCCCCACCCCGAUAACAGAACUGACCACAACAAUCAUUGCCACAGAAAAGUCAAGCACUACAUUGUCCACAACAUUAAUGGAGUCUACCACAACAAUCAAUGACUGCUAUGAUUGUAAGUGGUCGGAUUGGAACAACAAUAAUUACCCUGACUUUUCCCAAGAUUCUGGAGAUUAUGAAAAAAUUGAAAAAAUUAAGGAUCUAGAUUUGAGUGUUUGCAGGAAACCUUUAGAAAUAGAAUGUAGAGCAAAAGAUCAUCCAGAUUUAACUUUGGACGAAGUAGAUCAAAAAGUAACAUGCACCCCAACAGAUGGACUAAAGUGUCAUAACAAAGAUCAAGGUGUAGUUCCCAAAUGUUAUGACUAUGAAAUACGAGUGAGGUGUUGUGUUUACAAGUGUAACAUUUCAACCACAAUUGAACCCUCAACAACACCAACAACCAUUGUCACAACCACUCUAACAGGAAAACCUACUACAACAAUCACAGGAAAGCCCAGCACUACUGCUGUUACAUUCACAGAGAAACCAACCACCACAACAAUCAUCACAAAAACACCCAGCACCACAAUAACAGCAAUACUGACUGCAACACCGGUAAUCACUGAAAAACCCACCACAACCACUACAGUCACUGAAAAACCCACCACAACCACUACAGUCACUGAAAAGCCCAGCACUACUGUUGUCACAUUUUCAGAGACACCAACCAUCAUCACAAAAUCCCCCACCCCGAUAACAGAACUGACCACAACAAUCAUUGCCACAGAAAAGUCAAGCACUACAUUGUCCACAACAUUAAUGGAGUCUACCACAACAAUCAAUGACUGCUAUGAUUGUAAGUGGUCGGAUUGGAACAACAAUAAUUACCCUGACUUUUCCCAAGAUUCUGGAGAUUAUGAAAAAAUUGAAAAAAUUAAGGAUCUAGAUUUGAGUGUUUGCAGGAAACCUUUAGAAAUAGAAUGUAGAGCAAAAGAUCAUCCAGAUUUAACUUUGGACGAAGUAGAUCAAAAAGUAACAUGCACCCCAACAGAUGGACUAAAGUGUCAUAACAAAGAUCAAGGUGUAGUUCCCAAAUGUUAUGACUAUGAAAUACGAGUGAGGUGUUGUGUUUACAAGUGUAACAUUUCAACCACAAUUGAACCCUCAACAACACCAACAACCAUUGUCACAACCACUCUAACAGGAAAACCUACUACAACAAUCACAGGAAAGCCCAGCACUACUGCUGUUACAUUCACAGAGAAACCAACCACCACAACAAUCAUCACAAAAACACCCAGCACAAUAACAGCAAUACUGACCGCAACAUCGGUAAUCACUGAAAAACCCACCACAACCACUACAGUCACUGAUAAACCCACCACAACCAGUACAGUCACUGAAAAACCCAGCACAACCACUACAGUCGCUGAAAAUCCCAGCACUACUGCUGUCACAUUUUCAGAGACACCAACCAUCAUCACAAAAUCCCCCACCCCGAUAACAGAACUGACCACAACAAUCAUUGCCACAGAAAAGUCAAGCACUACAUUGUCCACAACAUUAAUGGAGUCUACCACAACAAUCAAUGACUGCUAUGAUUGUAAGUGGUCGGAUUGGAACAACAAUAAUUACCCUGACUUUUCCCAAGAUUCUGGAGAUUAUGAAAAAAUUGAAAAAAUUAAGGAUCUAGAUUUGAGUGUUUGCAGGAAACCUUUAGAAAUAGAAUGUAGAGCAAAAGAUCAUCCAGAUUUAACUUUGGACGAAGUAGAUCAAAAAGUAACAUGCACCCCAACAGAUGGACUAAAGUGUCAUAACAAAGAUCAAGGUGUAGUUCCCAAAUGUUAUGACUAUGAAAUACGAGUGAGGUGUUGUGUUUACAAGUGUAACAUUUCAACCACAAUUGAACCCUCAACAACACCCACAACCAUUGUCACAACCACUCUAACAGGAAAACCUACUACAACAAUCACAGGAAAGCCCAGCACUACCGCUGUUACAUUCACAGAGAAACCAACCACCACAACAAUCAUCACAAAAACACCCAGCACAAUAACAGCAAUACUGACCGCAACAUCGGUAAUCACUGAGAAACCCACCACAACCACUACAGUCACUGAUAAACCCACCACAACCACUACAGUCACUGAUAAACCCACCACAACCACUACAGUCACUGAAAAUCCCACCACAACAGCCACAGAGACAUCUACCACCACAAUAACAGAAGAACCACCCACAACAACCACUGUCACAGAAAGACAGACCAAAACUACAACCACUAAAGAAUCCACCACCCUGGCAAAAACCACAGAAAAGCCCACUCCAACAAUAACUAUAACCCCAACACCUUCAACCCUUCAGUCUUCAACACAUGGCAGAACAACGUUAUGUUUUUGCAAGUACGUGGAUCGUUUAUUUUCUCCUGGAAGCUUCAUGUAUAAUAAGACCGAUGGAGAAGGCUGGUGUUUCACUGCAUAUUGUAAUUCGACAUGCAAUGUUGAGAAGCUUGCUAGACCAUGUCACCACACUACUCCACCAACUCCUACCACCACCGUAACAAGCCCUGGGACCACAACAGUCGAUGGUCCAAACUGUUGGUAUUCUAAUCCACCUAGAAAGGAUGGUGAAGUUUGGCGUGUUGACAACUGCAACACAGCCAGUUGUGUCAAUGGAAAAGUUACAACAAACCAUGUGAUAUGUAACCAUGUGCCCAAGCCCAAAUGUGAAAAUGGUAAACCACCAGUGGAGAUUUAUGAUGAAAAAGGCUGCUGUUUCCACUAUGAGUGCCAAUGUGUUUGUGUCGGCUGGGGAGAUCCUCAUUAUCAGACAUUUGAUGGCCAGUAUUACAGCUUCCAGAAAAACUGCACAUAUGUCCUUGUCAAAGAGAUCAUUCCUCAACACAAUUUAACAAUUCGUAUCAGCAACGAAAACUGUGAUCCCUCUGGAUCUGUGACCUGUCCUAAAUCAUUGAUUGUGUAUUACAAAAACUAUGAAGUUAUUCUCACACAGGAGAGAGUUCCAAAGACUGUGAACAUGGUGUACAUCAAUGGCAAGCGGGUAAUCCCAACCUACUCGAAUGAAGACUUUGUCAUAACAACUACAGCAAUUAAGCUGCUUAUGAAAAUCCCAAAAAUUGAUGCAGUUGUGAUGUAUCAAGGGCUUUUAUUCAGUGUUGAAUUGCCCUUUUCCCUUUUCCACAACAACACAGAGGGACAGUGUGGUACCUGUGACAAUAUCACUAGCAAUGACUGCAGAUUACCAAAUGGCAAGAUUAAUCCUGGAUGCUCUCAGAUGGGAAAGUGGAAAGUACCAGAUAAGAAUAAGCCAUAUUGUGAGACACUACUUCCUCCUCUUACAACACCAACACCAACAGAGUGCAAAGCUGAUAUUUGUGAAAUUUUGAUGAGCAAGGUGUUUGAGAAAUGCCACAAAGUAAUCCCACCACAACCAUUUUAUAAGGGUUGUAAAUAUGAUGCUUGCAUGACGAACAACACAGUUGUUUGUUCCAGUUUGGAGACGUACGCUAUGAUGUGUGCUAGAGAAUCUGUAUGCACAUCCUGGAGGGAGGCUACAAAUGGACAGUGUGAAUAUAAGUGUCCAGGGAAUAAGGUCUACCAGCCUUGUGCGCAAACCUUUGAACCUACCUGCAAUGCAAGAUACAAUAAGAAGUAUACUCAACAAUGCAAUGGGAAAAAUGACAAACGGAACCCUGGUUGUACUGACAUGUCGGAGGGAUGUGUCUGCCCGGAGGGGUUGACUCUGUUCCGUUCAAACUCUGACGUCUGUGUCUCCGCCUGUUGCACUGGACCAGAUGGCCAACCUAAACAGGCUGGUGACACUUGGCUGAGUGACUGUCUACAAUGUACUUGUGAUAAUGACACAAUGAGUGUUCAGUGCAAGCCGCGCACAUGUACCAUUCAAAAUACAAGAGUCUGCAAGGAAGGCGAAGAGUUGGUGAACCGCACGGUUGGCUGCUGUACCGAGCAGACCUGUGUGACGACUCGUACCAACUGUGCAAUGAUCAGGAACACCACCUAUCUGCAGAAGAAGGACUGCAAGUCAGUGGUACCAGUGGAAAUCACAGCCUGUGCCGGAUCCUGUGGAGAGUCCAAGUCAAUGUACUCUGCAGAAAGCAACCGCUUGAUGCAUUCAUGCUCGUGCUGUCAAGAAAUGUCCACCAGCAAGAAGAAUGUGAAGAUGGUCUGCGCUGAUGGGCACAAAGAAUUGCACACCUACAUUGCAGUUGAAAAGUGUGGUUGCAAUAUCGCUGAAUGUAAAGACACGAAAGGUUAAAGUACACAAUUUGCUAGACAACGUUUAAUAGAAAGGAAAAUCUGACUUAUAUACUUUUAUGAACUUUAAACAAUUCCUCUCCAAAAACCACCAUAGUCAAGACUCAAUAGGUAAAGACACAUGUCUUUAUAUUUAGCACUCUGACAAUGCUUGUCAUCAGGCAGGUCCAUAUAGUGCCUUGUCAUGACGGCACAUAUUUGAGUCCUGGUGUCUCUUUUAGCUUUUGAAGAGGUUGUUGCAUUAUACAAAUUGUACCAUUUGGUAUUUUCUUCAGAGGGUAUUUCUCUUUCUUUUACUGUAAAUGUCCUCAGACAUAACAGUAGUCGGUCAUAAUUUCUAACAGCACCAUCAAUGGUCUUAUAACCUUUAAAUUAUGUUAUCAUCCAUUAAAUAUAUUGUAUAAUUAAAAGAGUGUGAAGAAUGUCCAAGUGCUUUAUCCAAUAAAACUUGCCAAACUUCUGCAAACUGAAUGUCAUCAAUGUCAUUAAAAUUCAUCAUUAUA